UACCUUACCUCAAAAGGUGGUACCUUACCGACGGCAUCCUCGUGACGUAGUGAAUGCAGGCACCGCAAUUGCUUCCUCCACCUCCCAACAACCCCGACCACCUACUACGUACUCAUCAAACGAUUCAGACGGUUCGACAACGCGACUUCGACUGCCAAUCCCCCACAGUAUGAUCGAGACGAAUGCGCUGUCGCGAUGACAGACCAGACGCCCUCGACAGGCACUGGCCGCGCCGAUGAGUCUGAGUCUCCCCAGCUGCCCAGCUACGCGCCACGCGACGAUGAUCAAGGCAGCGUGACCUCCAGACACGAGGAAGACCUAGCAACCCCGUUGGCGGAUGUUGGACGACUCGAAAACCAAGGCAAAGCCAGCGCUGCCAGGCCCAAGGGCGAUGACGACGAGCAGGACGAUGACGACGAGGAAGACGAAGACGGUGAAGGUGUCGAUGAGGAUGAUGAGGACGAGGAUGACGACGAAGACGAAGACGAAGACGAAGACGAAGACGAAGAACCACAGCUCAAGUAUGCGCCCAUGACACAGCACCUGCGCCCUCUGUACCGCAAUGGCGAUGCAACGAGUUCGUUCCUCGUGGCAGGGGACAAAAUGAUCGCCGGCACACACAACGGCAACAUUCACGUCAUCCAGCUACCUGUCUUUCAGUCACUGCGGGUGUAUCAUGCACAUGCUGCGUCCGUGACAGGCAUCUCGAUAUCCCCGUAUCCCCCACCUCUUCCCAGCGACAAGCCUCAAGUUCCGACACGAAGCGCCACCCACGCAUCCCAGGACCGACCCGGUUCGCAGCAGUCCAAUGCACCGGCUGCCUCGUCUCGAAAGCCUCGGGAGGCUCAGCAGGUGCCAAAGACGCCCUCAAACGACAUCUAUAUAGCAACCUCGUCCAUGGACGGCAAUGUCUGCGUUCAGUCCUUGUUAGACCUGAAGGACGUACAGUUGCGCAAUUUCGCGCGGCCGGUGCAGGCUGUUGCUCUAUCGCCAGAAUACAAGAGCGACCGGACCUAUAUCUCAGGUGGUCUUGGUGGACAGCUUAUCUUGACCGUGGGCGGUGGACCAGGACGAAGCACGUCCACCACGACGGGCGGCGCUGCUGCCACCGCAUCAGGAUGGCUCGGCAGUAUGGGUCUCGGAUCGAACACAGGCAAGGACACGAUCUUGCACUCGGGUGAGGGCACAAUCAGUACCAUCCAGUGGUCGCUUUCCGGAAAGUAUGUUGUCUGGCUGAAUGAACAUGGCAUCAAGAUCAUGAGGUCCCACCUGCAUCUCGACAGCAACCACACCGACGACGCGUGGAAGCGUAUUGGUCACAUUGACCGUCCUAACACGGACGAAUGGGAGACCAUGGCUGGCGUCUGGAAGGGGCGGGUUGAAUGGAUAGAUGAGACUGCGUUCGAGACGCAGCCAGUGAACGCGGGCAGCCAGGGAACGCCAGCAAUGUCAAAACUACGAGAGCAGGCGACGCUGUCUAAUAAAGGAGUCGAGCGUCUACUGGUUGGCUGGGGCGGCACUGUCUGGAUCAUACACGUCCAUCCCACCGGCAAGGGUACUGGUAAACAUGCAGGGGAAGUGAUACCAGGUGAUGCGCAAAUCGUAAAGAUUCUGCGACUCGACUGCAUUAUUUCUGGUAUUUCGCUGUACACCCACAACCUCAUGGUGGUCCUGGCGUACGUGACGGCAGACGACGACGACGAGCAUACGGACGACGAAGAGGAUGUGCCUCACGUCAAGGGCCACAAGUCAAAGCACUCCUCGUCUUCGAUGGGGAGUCAACCAUCAGGGGGAUUGCCACGCAAAGCCAAUCACCUUCGACCUGAGUUACGGUUGAUUGACCUCGACACGUCCGAGGAGGUCAGCGCGGACAGCCUCAAUGUCAGUAGGUAUGAGCGACUGUCGGCCAGAGACUAUCACCUCGGCAUCCUGCCGCCGCGCAACGCCGCCGCUGUUGCGUCAUCGCGAGGCGUUCUCGAUGCGCUGGGUGGCAUUGGCAGCAGCAUGUGGAAUGCGACGGUCAACCCCGGAUCGCUAUUCAGCUCAGGCGCGAGCAUCCGAAGUCGAGGCAGCGGUGAAGAGGCGAGCAUCAUGACUGGUAGCACCAGAGGCCCCAUGCGCUCGGCUUCGAACCAAGCAACGACGGUGCAUCCUAACCUGGUCAAGCCCGGCUCCAAGAUCUUCAUCCACAGUCCGUAUGACUGCAUUCUGGCAACAAAAAGAGACCUUGCCGAUCAUUUCCAAUGGCUGCUGGAGCGACAGCAGUUCAGCCAGGCAUGGGAACUUCUGGACGAGCACCCUGAGAUCUGGGCUCCGGCAUCCGAGCAGCAGACAGCCCCUCGAGGAAACGGGGACGAACCUGCCGAUGAUGACUCUGUCACGGAUUCAAAUUACAAUAAGAUGUACUCGUCUGUUGAGCGUGAAAAGGGACGAAUCGGUGAGCUCUGGGUGCAGGAACUUGUCGAAGAAGGAAAAUGGCUUGAGGCGGGCAAGGUCUGCAGCAAGGUGGUGACCACGCCAGACCGCUGGGAGAAAUGGGUCUGGGCCUUUGCCGGGGCAGGCAAGUUUGACGAGAUCACCAACUUCAUACCGACCGAGCCGACGAUACCGCCCUUGCCGACAACUAUAUACGAGGUCCUCCUUGGGCAUUACAUCAAGACCGACAAGCCCAGGUUUAGAGAGCUUCUGGAUCGUUGGUCGACGGAACUCUUUGAUGCGCGAACCGUUACAACAGCGCUGGAGAACCAGCUGAAAUACCGCGAUGUGCGCGAGGACAGCGUCGAAGAUGGCGAGAAGGGUCGCGACUGGCGGAUCGUCGUGGAGAGUCUGGCGCGAUUGCACGAAGCCAUCGGGCGGUACCAUGAGGCGCUCAAGUGCUACAUCAAGCUGCAAGAUGCCGACUCGGUCUUCAGGCUUAUCAGGGACAGUCACUUGGCUGAGGCUGUUGUGGAUGACAUUCCCGGGUUCAUCGGCUUGAGGGUCUCGGCCGAGGAUCUACCAAACAUGUCAGAGCAAGAUCUAGAGGCUGCAACGGCCGAGGCCAUCGCACUACUCGUGGAUGAAGCCCACCACGGCCUAGUGCGCCCCGACACGGUCGUCGAGCAGCUCCAAGCCCAAGAGCUGCACCUGUACUUGUACUUUUACCUGCGCGGUCUGUGGAAGGGCGAUGGCCUCGAGGAGCGCACUGGGGAGAACGUGGAUCGCCUUGUCAUGGACAGCCAGUCGCUAGUCGACAACUAUGCUGAUCUAGCUGUGCAUCUAUUCGCAAUGUACGACCGGCCGCUCUUGAUGGAAUACCUGAGAACAUCGACAUCCUACGUACUGGAGAAAGCUGUCCAAGAGUGCGAGCUUCACUCGUACGACGACGAGUUGGUGCACUUGUAUUCCAAGACAGGGCAGAUGAAGCGCGCACUGUAUCUCAUCAUCGACCGCCUCAAGGAUGUCCACAAAGCCAUCGAGUUCGCAAAAGAACAGGGCGAUGAUGAUCUAUGGGACGACUUGCUCAACUACAGCAUGGACAAGCCCAACUUCAUCCACGGCCUACUGGAGCAAGCUGGCACCGCCGUCGAUCCGAUCAAACUGGUGCAGCGUAUACCCGAGGGACUCGAGAUCGAAGGACUCCGCGAGGGCCUCACGCACAUGAUGAAGGAGCACGAGAUCCAGUACAGCAUCAGUUCCGGCGCUGCGCGGGUCCUCCGGAGCGAAGUCGCGGGCGCGCAAAAGGAACUCCGCACCCGCCAGAGAAAGGGUGUCAAAUUCGAAGUCGUCGUCAAAUCGAGGAAGCACGUUGACAUGGAAGCCAUGGAGGCAGGCGACGAGGACCAUGAGAAGACACAUGGCGUCCGCGUGCCGGAGCCAGGUCACUGCGCGCAGUGCCAUGAGCCGUUUACAGAAUACGAGAUGGAGACGUUGCUGGGGUAUGCCUGCGGGCAUGUCUACCACGUGAGUCACUUGCUGGAGCUGAUACAUGAUGGGAAGAAGGCGGACGUGGAUCUGGGGCCGCCCGCAGAGGGAGGACGGUACAGCGUGAGCAUGAAGGUGAUGCGAGCGCGAUUAUUGAGGGAUCAGGCGCGCGAUGGCUGUCCGCUAUGCCAUGCGGCAUGAGAUGUCGUUGACACAACUUGUUUCAUGCCAUUUUAUGCGGGAG
Molecule: messenger RNA, 4147 nt
Organism: Emericellopsis atlantica
Lineage: Eukaryota; Fungi; Ascomycota; Sordariomycetes; Hypocreales; Bionectriaceae
Exons: 2
Coding region: 196-4104 (1302 amino acids)
Biological process (GO): macroautophagy; vesicle-mediated transport; protein targeting to vacuole
Cellular component (GO): HOPS complex; late endosome
Molecular function (GO): protein binding
Source: RefSeq, a predicted model, not a curated record